CUUAAAAAUCAGGUUUUGGGAGGUUAGUAAUAAAAUAGAGGAAGAAAUAAACUGUUAAAUGCAGUCCGAGGAUGCUGAAGUCCAUUGAAUGAUCACUGUCGCGGCGAACGAUAAGUGCGUGUAUCGACUGAUAAAAUGCAUGUUUCAUCAUGAAAUAAAUACUUGAAGUGCAUUCAUUAAAAUGCUUCUUUUUGGCAAGCUGCGAGAAAGCGACGAUCGGUGAAGUAAAAGUGCGGUUUCGCAGAAGAUAAACCAAACUCUUCGUCUCAAAUAACCGCCCCCAGAGAUCCACGUCCAUGAUCAGCGUCACCGAGCCGAUGUCACGUUGGAUUUCAGUUGCUGCAUCCGAGUGGUAGCGGGCAGAGAGAAUGUGCUGAGAACACGCUACCAGUGUCACAUUUUGCAGCAAGGAUAUCUUGCCCUUCAUACCUCAUCUGCAUCCACCGAAAGUUCAGAAUGUAAUAGGCUUCUCUCCGCACCGUUCAGUAUUAAAGCUCCCUCUCUCAUCUCUUCAAUCACUUGGUUCGACUAUGGGCACCGCGGUGGUAAUCGCAAGCGAAGACAUGGGUUCUAAGUGCAUGUUACACUCCUCGGAGGAAUGCAGCCCUACGUUACCCCAAAACAGCACUUUCCCAAACAUCUCUUCCUUUUGGGAAAACAACACCGAUUUCUUUGACUUUCACAGGGAGGACACCGUGGGCACACUAAUCCCAAUCAUCAUCACCGCUGUCUACUCAGUGGUUUUUGUAGUGGGUUUAGUGGGCAACUGUCUGGUUAUGUACAUGAUCAUCAGAUACACCAAGAUGAAGACUGCCACAAAUAUCUACAUUUUCAAUCUUGCUGCAGCAGAUGCUCUUACCACAAGCACAAUGCCAUUCCAGAGUGCUUACUAUUUAAUGGGGUCAUGGCCUUUUGGCGAUGUGCUGUGUAAAAUAGUAGCCUCCAUUGAUUAUUACAACAUGUUCACAAGCAUCUUCACGUUGACAAUGAUGAGUAUUGAUCGAUAUAUAGCUGUGUGCCAUCCAGUGAAGGCAUUAGAUUUCCGCACUCCUUUAAAUGCCAAAAUAGUAAAUGUUUGCAUCUGGCUCAUUGCCUCUGUUAUUGGUGUACCCGUUAUAGUGCUGGGGACCACAAAGAUAAGUAAUGAUGGCAUUGAAUGUGCAUUGCAGUUUCCAAAUCACUACAAUUACUGGGACGCAGUACUGAAAAUCUGCGUGUUCAUCUUUGGCUUUGUCAUACCAAUUUUCAUCAUCUCUGUAUGCUACAGCUUGAUGAUAAUGCGUCUGAAGAGUGUGAGACUGCUAUCUGGCUCCAGAGACAAAGAUAGGAAUCUGCGCCGAAUCACACGGAUGGUUCUCAUUGUUGUUGCAGUUUUCAUCAUCUGCUGGACUCCCAUUCAUAUUUUCCUGUUGGUCGAUUCUGUGGUAAAUGUGCCAAACACUUCAGCAGUAUCUGCCGGCUAUUAUUUUUCGGUUGCACUUGGAUACACCAACAGCAGUCUCAACCCCAUUCUCUAUGCUUUUCUUGAUGAAAAUUUUAAAAGAUGCUUCAAAAACUUUUGUUGUUCUUCAGGGCUGAAGUUGGAAUUGCAGACCAGUGGCAGAGUAAGGAUCGCCACGCAGAAUGCCGCAAAGUUUUGUGAUAACAUAGGGAACUCCAACCAAGACGUAUGACUAGGAGUGGAAAUGUCAUCUUUCUCACCAGGAGUUAGAGAUGACAUCCAAAGUAUAGCACUGACUCAAAUUACUUCUGCAGUUUAGUUUUUGGGUGGAUGUGGCCGUUCGGUAGUAUGUAAUAGUUUUUGGUGGAUGUGGAGCGUAUGUUUCCACUAAACAGCACUGUUUGAAAAUGAAGGGUGGCCCUUAAGACAGAUGAGGGGAAUUUAUUUUGAGAAUCAUAGAUACUCUCUUUCUCAAAAGACAAUGCAAGUAGAACCAUAACUUUUGUAAGGUAGGGUUAGAUGGAUUCCACUGAUGGUAAACUGAAAUACUGAGAUAAGAGUAUGGUCAUAUCAACCACAAUCGCAUUAGGUGUUACAGUAGAUGUGAGUACCCUUUUAGUGUUCAUAUAUAAGAGAUUGUCAUCAGAUUGUACAGAAAGCUGGGUUUUAUUUUGAUACCCUUAUUCUCAGCACAAAAUCACACACACUUGCCAUUUAACCAUCUUAGCUGUAUAAUUAGCAUUUAUUCUAAAUUGGUACUCAACAUUCCCAUUUCAUGGGAAAUGGAGCAUCAAAUUAAUUUGGCAGGCAUUUUAUAGUGAUUGCUGCAAUGGUUAUAAUUGGAAUCAUUGUGCAUGUGAUUCCAAUGUUUUUUUCAGGAGCUGCCAUGUCAGAUAAAGCAAAGAGCAAAUGACAUGUUUGUGAUGUUUAGAGAUACAGCAUGUAAGCAGGUCCUUUGGCCAAUCAAAUCCACACUGACCAUCGAUCUCCAGUUCAUAUACAUUUAAUGUUAUCCCACCUUCACAUCUGCUCUCUACGCUUUAGGAGGAAUUUUACAGAGGUCAAUUAAGCUACAAACCCACACAUCAUUGAGAUGUGGGAGGAAACCAGAGCACCCAGAGGAAACCCCAUGCAGUCACAGGUAGAAUGUGCAAACUCCACACAGGUUGUCAGGAUCAAACCCGGGUCUCUGGUGCUCUGAGGUAGUGGCUCUACCAGCUGCAUCAAGGUGCCGCAAAUCCUGCUGAUCUAGGCCUAUUGCCUCUGGUCUGUGACCAUGGGCUCCGCACAUCUAUUUGCCUGCUGCAUGUGAAUGGCCUAUUCUAAUGGCCCACAGCAUUGCAGACUACAGUGGCAUGACCUGUGCACUCACAAGACCUUUAAUGGUGGAGUGAGAAAACUCUGCCCUGAAAAUGCUAUCGACAGAGGUGAAAAUAACUUAAUUUUCCAAUUGCUGUGAUCAUAUUAUUAAUAUUACUGAGUUAACCCAUUUGUACACAUCAUGCUGAUUACAUUUUUUGAGUCAUAGAGUCAUAGAGUGAUACAGUGUGGAAACAGACCCUUUGGCCCAACUCGUCCACAUCGGCCAACAAAGUCUCAGCUACAUUAGUCUCACUUGCCUGCGCUUGGUCCAUAUUCCUCCAAACCUGUCCUAUCCAUGUAGCUGUCUAAUUGUUUCUUAAACAAUGUGAUAGACCGAGCCUCAACUACCUCCUCUGGCAAUUUGUUCCAUACACCCACCACCCUUUGUGUGAAAAAGUGACCCCUCGGAUUCCUAUUAAAUCUUUUCCCCUUCACUGUGAACCUAUGUCCUCUGGUCCUUAAUUCCCCCACCCUGGGCAAAAGACUCUGAGCAUCUACCCAAUCUAUUCCUCUCAUGAUUUUGUAUAACUCUAUAAGAUCACCCCUCAUCCUCCUGCACUCCAUGGAAUAGAAACCCAGCCUACUCAACCGCUUUGUAUAGCUCACACCCUCUAGUCCUGGCAACAUCCUCAUAAAUCUUUCCUGAAUCCUUUCAAGCUUGACAAUAUCUUUCCUAUAACAUGGUGCCCAGAACAGAACACAAUAUUCUAAAUGUUGUCUCACCAACGUCUAGUACAACUGCAACAUGACCUCCCAACAUCUAUAUUCAAUACGCUGACUGAUGAAGGUCAAAGUGCCAAAAGCCUUUUUGACCACCUUAUCUACCUGCGACUCGUCCUUCAAGGAACCAUGCACCUGUACUACUAGAUCCCUCUGCUCUACAACACUACCAUUUACUGUGUAGGUCCUGCCUUUGUUCGUCGUCCGAAAAUGCAACACCUCACUUUUCUGCAUUAAAUUCCAUCAACUAUUCCUCUGACCACCUGGCCAAUCGAUCCCAAUCCUGCUGCAAUAUUUCACAACCAUCUUCGUUAUCUGCAAAACCACUAACUUUUGUAUCUUCAGCAAACUUGCUAAUGUUUAUCAUCUAUAUCCAUAUCAUUGAUGUAGAUGAUAAACAGUCACGGGCCCAGCGCCAAACUCUGAGGCACACUACUAGUCACAGUCCUCUAGUUUGAGAAGCAACCUUCCAUCAUAACCCUCUGCUUCCUUCCAUGGACCCAAUUUGCUAUCCAUUCAACUAUCUCUCCUUGGAUCCCAUGCGAUCUAACCUUUCAGAGCAGCCUACCGUGCGGCUCCUUGUCAAAUCCUCCUCCGAGGACGGUGGAGGCAGGUUCUCUGGAUGCUUUCAAGAGAGAGCUAGAUAGGGCUCUUAAAAAUAGUGGAGUCAGGGGAUAUGGGGAGAAGGCAGGAACAGGGUACUGAUUGGGGAUGAUCAGCCAUGAUCACAUUGAAUGGCGGUGCUGGCUUGAAGGCCGAAUGGCCUAAUACUGCACCUAUUGUCUAUUGUCUAUUGUCUAAAUGCCUUACUGAACUCCAUGUAUACAACAUCUACAGCUCUGCCUUCAUCAACCUUUUUGGUCACAUCUUCAAGAAAAUCAAUCAGAUUUGUGAGACACAACCUCCCAUGUACAAAACCAUGCUGACUAUCCCAAACCAGCCCUUGCCCAUCCAAAUGCCUGUAUACUCUAUCCCUCAGAAUACUCUCCAGUAACUUCCAACUACAGUUGUUAAGCUCACCGGCCUAUAGUACCCAACAUUUUCCUUGCAGCCCUUCUUGAAAAGAGGCACAACAUUUGCCACCCUCCGAUCCUCUGGCACCUCUCCUGUAUUUAAGGACAACUCGUAAAUUUCAAACCAGGGCUCCCGCAAUUUCCUCUCUAGUUUCCCACAAUGUCCUAGGAUAUAUUUUAAAUAAUGUAAUGUCUAUUGUCUAUUUUUAUUGGUAUGAGAUCUGGGUUCAAUCCUGACCUCAGGUGUAGUUUGCACAUUCACCCUGCGAUCGAUUGGGUUUCCUCUGGGUACUCCGGUUUCAUCCCACAUCACAAAGAUGUGCGGGCUUGUAGAUUAAUUGGCCUCUGUUAAUUGCCCCAGGUGUGGUGGGAGUGCAUGUGAAAGUGAGAUAACAUUGAACGAGUGUGAAUGGGUGAUUAAUGGUUGAUGUUAACUCUGUGCGCCAAAGGACCAGUUUUCAUGCUGUAUCUUUCAAUCAAUUCAAUCUACAAACAACUAAAGAUAUAUUGGGGAGCACCUAAGAAAAUACUCAAAUAAAAACAAAUAAUUUUCAGAAGAUCUUACCAACUCCUAUAAUCACACACCUAUAAUCUGCAUUAAAAUGCCUUUGAGCAUUCAUGAAUAGAGAUUCAAAAAAUAUAGCAGACAUUGCCAAAAGAAAAUCUAGUCUGAAUCAGCAAAACAAAAUCUAUAUUCUUCAAACAGCAUCGAUAGUAAAGCUUGAACAAAAUGGACAUAACAUUUAUCAGGAACUAUUUUGUAAACUUCAAUCACAAGUCAGGAGGGAAAUCAACAUUUCCACCCACUAUGUAAAGCAACAUUUUGUAUCAGUCUCAAAUUCUCAACUCUAUAACUUCCUAUUCCAGAUAUAUUGAACUGUAAUUUUGAAAAUGAAAAUAAUCUGCAAACUUUCAAGUAUUUUAUUUCCUGUUAAAUAAUGUAGCAUAUUCAUAUAUUUAAAUAUUCCUCACCUAAUUAUAGUGAAGGGUUACAUAAUCAAUUUGUGUUAUGUAACAUGAUUGACAAUACUGUUGUAAUGCUCAGAAUUAUGAGUGCGCUUUAGGCAUAUCGCGAAAAUUUAUUUUUCUGAUGUUGCAAAUAUUUGGUUAUUUAGAUGUAAGUAAAUACUUUGUUACUCUAUAGUUAUGUUCUGAAUUGUGUGUUGUUCUGGUUUAUAAAGUGAUUGUGAAAUUGUAAGUAAAUAAAAAUGAGACUUCUAUGUAUUAGUUGUUUCUUUCUGCAGUGCAUCAUUUUAAGACACAUUUUGUGGCAGCAUUAGAGCUAAAAAAGGGACAAAGGAGUAAGAGGCAUCAGAAUAGUUGGGAUGUUAAGAUUUCCAGUGAUCCCGGAUCUCACUGAAAGUUGGAAAAAUGCAACCAAACCAUACAUUACUCACUCAAGUUAGUUUGCUAUGUGUCAGUGAUGGAGUGUGUGAAUGGUUGUGGUUGGGGUGCCUAUCAAACAGGCUGCUUUGUCUUGUAACUUGAAAAGCUUCUUGAAUUCGGCAAGUGGAGAGUAUUCUAUCACAUUACUGACUUGAACCUUGCGAAUGGUGGAUAGGUUUUGGGAAGUCAGGAGCUGAGUUACUCUCUGCUGAACUCCUAGCCUCUGGUCCACAUUUGCAGUCAGAUUAUCUAAAUAACUGUCCCAGUUCAGUUUCUGAUCAGUGGAUUAUUUAUCGCGGAGGAUUCAGUGAUGAUAAUACUGUGGAUGUA
Leucoraja erinaceus (little skate) is the source of this 6252-nucleotide messenger RNA. RefSeq names its product opioid receptor, kappa 1 (gene oprk1). Bases 531 to 1673 code for a protein of 380 amino acids. Gene Ontology annotation, biological process: sensory perception of pain; neuropeptide signaling pathway; G protein-coupled opioid receptor signaling pathway. Gene Ontology annotation, molecular function: dynorphin receptor activity; neuropeptide binding. The record is from RefSeq and is a predicted model, not a curated record. Gene Ontology annotation, cellular component: membrane; neuron projection. NCBI's taxonomy places the organism in Eukaryota, Metazoa, Chordata, Chondrichthyes, Rajiformes, Rajidae. The transcript is spliced from 4 exons.